UCUCACCUGUCCAUUCACAGGAAAUAACAUACAGAGUCAAGUCAGUAGUUGUUGUUGUUGGGCUCAGCUAAGGUCGACUACGCGGCCACUCGAUAGCCAGUGUGCGAGGCCGAAUUCAAAGCCGACUUCGACUGUUUUGUUUUGGUCGCUACGCAAUACCGCGGCCGACCGUGAUUUUGUUUUGUUUUGUUCUGUGCUAGUUACUUGUGUCCGAAAUGGGGAAUAAAUUGUGCAAAAAGAAAUCGCAGGAUGCUGUGGAUAACGCUAGCAAAUCACCCUCUCAGUUCGACAGGAUCAUCAACAGAUUCCAUAUUCGACCUAAUUCCUGGAAAUCGGAUCCGCAGCUGAACCAGAAACAAGUCAAAAGAUUGGAAAAGAUUCCAAACGAAAAACAAAACAAUGUAAUAACCACAAAACCCCUUUCGAAAUCCUCCGACUGGACUGAAGUUGAUCUGGAAGUACCUGAUAACGAGGACCAUCCGAUUCACCUUCACAAUCCAAAACUUAAUCUCAUUUUUAAUAACGAUAAAGGAACACCCACGCCUCCUCCAAGAAAACACAAGAAGAAUUUAAGAGAGAAAAUCGAAGCAGUAGCAAAAACUGGACUGCAAGCCUUUCAGUCAAAGAAAUCGCAAGUAGAAGCUACUCCUCCGAAACCACCAACAGAAGUAGAAGAACCACUGUUUGUCAAAAAGACCAUAGACUACAGAUGUCCGAUUUGCGAUGCCGAUGAAGCCAGUUUCAAUAGGGACCAUCAUCAUCACCACCACCAUGAACAUAACCAUGUAAACGAUAAAAAUGAUAACAAAACGGACAAGUUUAUUAAUUUAAGAGACGGAAAAGAGAGCUUGAAAAGGAAAAAGACUUUAUCAGUGUAUUCGCUUCCUAAUUACGAUGAAUUGAAGUUGACUGUUUCCGAAUUUAAAGAUGAUAAUAAAGGGCCAUCCUCUCUAAAGACGGACAAAAAAGGUCAUCCUUCAGAAAUAUCUCUACCAGUAGACCACAAAAAGACUGCAACAGGCUCUACGGGAAAGUUGGAUACGUACAUAACAAGAUGCCGAAGUUUUGGAUCCAUUUUCCCACAGCAACUGAAGAAAUUACGUCCGCGAAAAGCACCAACAGAUAUUGAAAGCGAUGAUUCCUUUGGUGGUUUAGAAGACUGGGACUUAGGACUAAUUGAACAUUAUAAUCCAAAAGAUGCUAGUUUACCAAGACCAAGGAAACCAGUUGUUAAUGAUGAUUCCGUAUUAGCAGGCCUAGAAGGCAUGAUCGUAACAGAAGAAGAAAUAGAAAAAUUAACUCCUAAACCCAAGCCUAGACGAGCUGAGUCUCUCGUCAAAAAGAUUAACAGAGAAGCUGCAGAAGAAGCAUGUAAAAGAAAUAACGAACUGAUCAAAUCCACAAAUACUCCAGCUACUCAGCCGCACAGUAUCACACCUCCGUCAUCUCCCAUACAAGAACCUGUUAUGAGAAAACCUAUCAGCCACGUACCAAAAGAAGAAGACAGUAAAAUUGAACACUCAAGUUUAAUAAAAAUCUUAGAAAAAUUCAGCAUGGCCGAUAAACAAAUCAAAGACAAGAACGAAAAUACUGUACCAAGACAUAUUGAUAGCAAUGAAUCUUCGCUUACUCCUUCGCUGGUUGAGUUCGAAAAAAAUUUAGCAAACUCUAUCGAGGAAUAUGUCAAAGUCGAAAAUGCAAGUGAAAAGUUAGAUGACAAUAAAGUCAGAUCUGAAGAUAAAAACAUCAAUAGCGCAAUCAUGACAUAAAUAUUAUUUUUAUUCGUUCUAGGUGGUUGAUAUUAUGAAAUCUAAGUAUCUAAAUUUUUGUAAAUAUUAGCAACACAAGGGAGCUACCUACUUUAUUAUCGAAAUUCUUGUUGUCUUUUUUGUUGUUUGUUACAUUUUGUAUAUAAUUAGUUUUAAGAAAAUUUCUAAGAAUAGUUUAACUUUAAAUUUGUUUUUGAAAAAAAACCGAAAGAUAACCUUAUUCUAAUGUUUUAAUAAACUCCGAUUUAGAUUUAA
This is a messenger RNA of Diabrotica virgifera virgifera (western corn rootworm), 2024 nucleotides long. RefSeq lists its product as uncharacterized. The record is from RefSeq and is a predicted model, not a curated record. Bases 216 to 1769 code for a protein of 517 amino acids. The transcript has 5 exons. NCBI's taxonomy places the organism in Eukaryota, Metazoa, Arthropoda, Insecta, Coleoptera, Chrysomelidae.